This is a messenger RNA of Chenopodium quinoa (quinoa), 1602 nucleotides long. RefSeq names its product proline-rich protein 4-like. Lineage: Eukaryota; Viridiplantae; Streptophyta; Magnoliopsida; Caryophyllales; Amaranthaceae. Bases 222 to 1280 code for a protein of 352 amino acids. The record is from RefSeq and is a predicted model, not a curated record. The transcript has 2 exons.
GCAAGCUAUCUAGGGGAACCCUGAAGAACGUGAUUCCUUUAAGAAAGUUGGUUGUAUAAUCUCACAUCCAUACCAUAUAUAAUAACUCCAAGGCCUAGCAUUUUUAUUCAAGUUGCAUGCCAAGAUCUUCUGGCAGGCUUAUCAGCACUUAAUCCUGCAUUUGCCUGCUUAUCAGACCAGUUUAUCCGUUCUGUGAGCGCGUGUAAAGUUAGGGGUUCCCAAUGAGGAUAUCAAUCCCGGUCCUUUUUACCCUAUUGUUUGCCACAAGCUUCUGUUAUGGCGAUCAGAAGACUGCAGAGGUAAUUGGAGUUAGUGAAUGUGCUGACUGUCAGCAGAACAAUAUCAAGCAUAGCCAUGCUUUUGAAGGACUUAAAGUUACAAUUGACUGCAAGCUUGCAAAUGGCAAUAUGAAAAGAAGGGCAGAAGGGAAGCUCGAUAAAGAAGGGAACUUUAAGGUAGAUCUUCCACAUGACCUUGUGGAGGAUGGGAAGAAGUUGAAGGAAGAAUGUUAUGCCCAACUUCACGGUGCAUCAGGCAUACCAUGCUCGGCUUAUAAUGGGAUCGAGUCAUCGAAAUUAACCUUUGUUUCUAAAUCUGAUGGCAAACACACAUUUAGCCCAGUUGGAAAACUGAAAUUCUCACCAGUAACUUGCACAUCUGCCUUCUUGUGGCCUCACUUUAAGUACCCACCUUUGCACAAGAAGUCCAUCCCUAAGUUGCCAUUCACUUUCCCUAAGAUCUCUUGCCCCCCAUUUCUCAAAAAACCGUUUUUCAAGAAACAUUUCUUCAAGAAGCCAUUUGUCUCUAUCCCAAAGCACAAGAAAUCGUUCCCACCUGUCCCUGUAUACAAGAAGCCAUGCCCACCACCCGUGCCAGUAUACAAGAAGCCACUCCCACCACCAGUGCCAGUAUACAAGAAGCCACUCCCACCACCUGUGCCAGUGUACAAGAAGCCACUCCCACCACCCGUGCCAGUGUACAAGAAGCCACUCCCACCACCUGUGCCAGUGUACAAGAAGCCGCUACCACCCCCCGUGCCAGUAUACAAGAAGCCACUCCUACCACCAGUGCCAAUAUACAAGAAGCCGCCUGUUAUCCCGGUAUAUAAGCCAAAGCCUCUUCCUCCUAUUACCUUUCCUAAGAAGCCAUGUCCUCCUAUUAGUAUUCCUAAGCUCCCUCCAUUUAAGUUCCCGCACUACCCCAAAUUUCCUCCAAAGGUUUUUGAACAUCCCAAGUACAAAAAAUGGCCUUCUUUGCCACCAUUCACUCCUCAUCCUUGAUUGAGAGAGACCAUUUGCUUUAUUUGUAGCGCUGUGAUUUAUUUCAUUUCAUUACAGGACUAUAUUCUUAUUGAUGCAGUAAUAUAUAUAAUGUGUUCUUCAUUCUGCAUUGAUGCAACAAGGAGCGUGCUGGUUCAGUUUACACUCCAAAAGAGGCAGGCAGCAGGCAGUUUCCCUUCUGGAGUACUAGAGUGAUUAUAAGUCUUCAUUGUUUCUAUUACUGUUUCUUAUUUACGUGUACAAUGUUCUAGCUACACCAUAUCUUUUGUAAUAUCUAUUUUGCCAAUAAAAUUGGUGACAUUAUUGGUUGAAUUUGUUAUUA